This is a messenger RNA of Linum tenue, 1208 nucleotides long. The record is from the annotation of a GenBank genome assembly. NCBI's taxonomy places the organism in Eukaryota, Viridiplantae, Streptophyta, Magnoliopsida, Malpighiales, Linaceae.
AACGUGUAUAGGCAGAGAGAGAGAGAGAGAGAGAGAGAGAGAGUGGGUGGGAGAGAUCAUGAUAAGAGAAAUUGCAGCAGUGGUUUUGAUCGUGCUACUCUCAUGGGCUUACAAUUCCACCUACCCUCCACCACCCAAGAUUUGUGGGAGAGACCCAGAUGGCCCUCCAGUCACAGCUCCAAGGAUCAAGCUCAGAGAUGGAAGGCAUUUGGCUUACAAAACCCAUGGCGUCCCCAAAUCCAGUGCCAAGUUCAACCUCAUAACCCUCCAUGGCACUUCCUCUUCCCUGCACGACAUUCCUGGUUCCCCACAAGUCUGGGAGGAGCUCGGGCUGCAUAUGGUUUCCUUUGACCGGCCCGGUUACGGGGAGAGCGAUCCGGACCCUAAGCGGACACCCAAGAGCUUGGCUAUGGAUGUGGAGGAGCUCGCUGAUCAGUUGGAACUUGGCUCCAAGUUCUAUUUGAUUGGCUUUUCCAUGGGCGGUCAGGCUGUUUGGGGCUGCCUCAAAUACAUUCCUCACAGGUUAGCAGGUGUGGCAAUGGUUGCACCGGUUGUGAACUACUGGUGGCCAGGCUUCCCAGCCAACCUAUCUAAGCAAGCUUACAACCUCCAGCUCCCGGAAGAUCAAUGGGCGUUACGAGUUACUCACCAUACUCGAUGUCUCACCUACUGGUGGAACUCUCAGAAAUGGUUUCCUGGAUCAGCUGUUCUAGCUGGGAAUCCUCGAGUUCUCUCUCCCCAGGACUUGAAAAUAGCAUCCAUGGCUGGGGAAGAUGUAAUUAAACUCAGGGGAUAUGCAACUCAGCAAGGCGAAUUCGAAUCGUUACACAGGGACCUGAUGGUUGGAUUCGGGAGCUGGGAGUUCGACCCCAUGGAUUUGGAGAAUCCAUUUCCAGAGAGUGGUGGUCUUGAAGGAGGAGGGUCUGUCCAUGUUUGGCAGGGUGAUGAGGAUGGAAUGGUUCCGGUGCUGUUGCAGCGUUACAUCGCGACUAGACUUCCAUGGAUCCAAUAUCAUGAGGUGCCUGGUGCUGGCCACUUGUUCCCCUAUCUGCCUAGCUAUGCCGAUGCUAUUUUAAGGUCUCUGUUACUUGGGAAGAACAAUUGAAGCCCUGUUUGCUGCCUCUUCUUUUCGUUGUUUCUGUUCCAAUUGGAAACAAAACAAGCAACAUUCUUUCUUCACUUUGUAUGGAAUGUUUCUGAUACAGUCG